Molecule: messenger RNA, 1818 nt
Organism: Drosophila busckii
Lineage: Eukaryota; Metazoa; Arthropoda; Insecta; Diptera; Drosophilidae
Product: putative fatty acyl-CoA reductase CG5065
Exons: 6
Coding region: 16-1770 (584 amino acids)
Biological process (GO): long-chain fatty-acyl-CoA metabolic process
Cellular component (GO): peroxisome
Molecular function (GO): alcohol-forming very long-chain fatty acyl-CoA reductase (NADP+) activity
Source: RefSeq, a predicted model, not a curated record
ACUCAUCUACUCAUAAUGACUCUGAUGGGAAACAAAAGUGUAAACAGAGUACAAAAAUCCCUUAAUGGCAAUUACGUAUGUACGUGCGUUUCUUCAACGACGAACAGUAGCUGCAAUACAUUGGAUAAUUGUUUGUUAUUCUGUUGCUGCUCCACCUCAGACGCCGUCUUUUGUAGCAGCAUGGAAGCAUUGACAAGCAUUGAAGAGGACGCCGGUGUAUCCCAAAUAGCGCAGUUCUAUGCGGGCAAGACUAUACUCAUUACAGGUGCCACCGGCUUUAUGGGCAAGGUGCUGGUGGAGAAAUUGCUGCGCAGCUGUGCUGAACUGAAGGCAAUCUAUCUGUUAAUACGCACCAAGAAGGGCGUCGAGCCGAGCGUGAGAAAAGAGCAGUACUUCAAGUGUGUCAUUUUUAGCAAGCUGUUGGAGAAAAAUCCCGAGAUCAUAAAUAAAGUGAGCGUGGUUAAGGGUGACGUCUUGGAGCCGAACCUUGGCCUGAGCCAAAAUGACAUAAAUACGCUUGCCUCCAAUGUGGAAAUUGUGUUCCACUGUGCGGCAAAUGUGCGCUUCGAUCAACCGCUGCGUCCCAUGGUCAAUAUGAAUGUGGUGGGCACGCUCAAGCUGCUGCAACUCGCAGAGAAGAUGAGUCAGCUGGUGGCGCUUGUACAUGUCUCCACCUCAUAUUGCCAGUGCAACGAGAGCGUGCUGGAGGAGCGCGCCUAUGCCGCACCACAAAAUCCCUUUACCAUCAUUGAAAUGGUCGAGACAAUGGACGACGCUGCCCUGGCGGAAAUAACACCCAAGUUGCUCAACGGCUUGCCGAACACGUACGCUUACAGCAAGGCACUCUCGGAAGAUUUAAUUUGCAGAUACAACAAAAAGCUGCCUAUAAUUGUCACAAGGCCUUCCAUUGUUACGGCAGCUAUACACGAGCCCCUGCCCGGUUGGAUUGAGGGCGUUAAUGGACCCACUGGCCUGAUGAUUGGCGCAGCACGCGGCGUCAUUCGCUCGAUGCACUGCAAUCCAGACUAUGCAUCCACUGUGAUACCCGUCGACAAGGCCAUCAAUGGCAUGAUACUCUGUGGCUACCAACGCGCCAAGGUCGCCACUACAUCGCAGAGUGAGGUGGAGUUUUGUAAUCUGUGCAUUUCCAGCAAGGCACUCAUGUCCUGGGGCGAGAGCAUUGAGACGGGUCGCAAGUUUUUCUAUGUUACACCCCUAAGCUUUGCACUCUGGUAUCCCGGUGGCUCUAUUAAACGAAAUUAUUUCCAUCACAUGCUCUGUGUCAUCUUUCUUCACUACUUGCCUGCUUACUUUAUUGACUUCUGGCUGUUUCUCUUUGGGCAAAAGCCUUUUUUGGUUAAUGUACAACGCAAAAUAUCCACUGGCCUAAAACUUCUUCAGUACUACACCACAAGAGACUGGGAUUUUAGGAAUGAAAGGUUCCAGCAGAUGAGCAGUCAGCUGAAUAUCACGGAUCAGGAAAUAUUCGACACUUCUGUUAGUCAGGUAAACUGGGAAACCUACAUUAGCAACUAUAUACGUGGAAUGCGCACAUAUAUUCUCGGUGAGAGCGAUGCCACAAUUCCGUAUGCCAAGAAAGUUUUGCGACGCCUCUACAUACUGGACUGGGUGGCCAAGAUUCUGUUAUUCACUUUAACAUUUUGGUUCUUAUGGACACACUUAGAUGGAUUUGUAGAGAAAAGUGAUGCCUUUAUCAGGUCGUCAUUGCAAAUUAUCUAUAAUGAACGUAAUAGUACAUUGUUUACAUAAUUACUCAUUUUUUUAUAAAUAAACAUUUUUAAAUAUAAGCGCGCAAAA